Molecule: messenger RNA, 2046 nt
Organism: Talaromyces stipitatus ATCC 10500
Lineage: Eukaryota; Fungi; Ascomycota; Eurotiomycetes; Eurotiales; Trichocomaceae
Product: universal stress protein family domain protein
Exons: 5
Coding region: 1-2046 (681 amino acids)
Source: RefSeq, a predicted model, not a curated record
AUGUUCGGCAAAGACAAAGACCAGAAGAGACCGCUCAAGAUGUCUCUCGAACAGACCCUGGAACAAGAGCGAAAGGAGCUUCUACGCAAUCUCGACGGACUGAAAGGCCCCCGAGCUCCCAGUCGCAUCGCCAGUAAUCGCGGCAAGACUCUGAUUCCUCUCAGAAAUAGUAGCAGACAGGAAAAGACCGAAAGUGGCCGUCGGGCAUCCGUGAGCAGCCCACUAGCCAGUUCGUCGCCAUGGACCAACACCUUGCUCUCGGAAUGGGAUGAUAGUAUCUACGAGCCGAGCGACGAUGCAGAGGAGCCGGAACCUGAGCGUCGGUCGUCGGACAGCGUGACGCAGUUGAAGCGAGAGAAAGAGAAGAAGCAGAAGGCGUUGGAGGAGCGGGAAAUCGACAUUGAUGCGGGAUUUUUGUAUGGGAUGCAGUCGAGUGUUCCCCACAUUGUUCUUCCGCAGAAGCACUCUGCCCCCGCCGCCUUGGAAUUAUCCCCGCGCUACCGCACACCGGCGCAGUCUCAGACUCAGUCUCACCCGCACUCCCAAUCACAAUUGCAGUCGAACGCUGUACCAUCGCCAAAAUCUCGUCGAUUCUCCCUGAAGAAACAUAGACUGUCCACCAGCAGCAUGGACAACGAUGCGCCCGAUACUGUCUCUGAAGCUAGUACUUCACCUACCCUCUCCAAGGCUUCACUCCACGAUCCGGAUCGAAGCGGACGUCUUACAAAGGACAGGACGGAAAGUGCAGACGAGAAUUCCGAUUCUGCAGACAGCAGCGAUGAAGAAGAUGAUACGAGCUCUGAAGAGGAAGAUUUAUACGAUAUCCGCAAGGGACCGGUCGGCCCUCGCGGGAGAAGCAAAUCGCCUCGAGGCAGGAGUAAGACGAAAACCGGGCUUUCGCCGGGAACAUCGCCUGCUCGAUCACCCGCGCCACCUGGAGGUUGGAGUGGGAAGAGGGGGCCGGGACCACGUCCGCAGGGCAGUCCAAGUGUAGGCGGUGCGCUUGGUCUAUUCAAUGAGCUACAAGAAGAGGAAGAACUAAACGGACCAAUUGUGACGCAUCGACGAGCCAACGGACGCAGGACGGUGCUAUCGCCAGGACCGAGAAGGUCUGGCGUUCAUCCCCAUACGAGUUUCGAUCACAAUGGAUCGGGGUUGAACACACCAGUCGGUUCAGACGAAGAAGCCGAUCUGUCAGAUAUUAAACAAGCGCAAAAUCUCAGUAUUCAUCUGUCUUCUGUCGAUACGAGCAUUCCCGAUCGCGCAAUUCGCACCAUUAUCCGAGGCGACUUUCCUCGUUUACAGCAAGAAGCAGAGGAAGGAUUUCGACGACAGCGAAAGUACCUGGUUGCCACGGAUCUUAGUGAGGAGUCUGUAUAUGCUUUGGAAUGGACUAUCGGAACAAUCCUUCGUGAUGGCGACACAUUAUUUGCCGUGUAUGCUGUAGCUGACGAAAAUGCUUCUGGCGUCGAUUUGAACACUGGCGUGCAAAUCGGUGACGGCGCAACGGCAAUCAGACGUACGACGGAUAUCGUGGGCAAGCAGACCGAAAAGACAGCCAUGAAAUAUCAGGCUGCUUCUUCUACAAGUCUACUACCAAAUGCUCUCGCGGCUUAUUUCGGCGGAACAGAUAGCAAGGCCAAUUCACGGACCAACUCGGUAGAUUCGCGAGCACUGUCCCGAUCUGAGCAGGAACGUCUUCGUGCUAUUGAGGAUAUCUCGAAUACUUGUGUGCGAUUACUCAGGAAGACGAUGUUGCAAGUGCGCGUCGCGGUGGAGGUUAUCCAUUGCAAGAGUCCUAAACACUUACUCACAGAAGCUAUUGACGGUCUCGAACCUACACUCGUAGUCCUUGGGUCCAGAGGCCGAAGCGCUCUCAAAGGAGUUCUACUAGGGUCAUUCUCAAACUACCUCGUCACAAAAUCCUCGGUGCCAGUAAUGGUCGCUCGGAAGAAGCUCAAGAAACAUACAAAAAAUACUCGGAGAAUCCGAUUAUCAAACAAUCUCACCACACCUAGAGGAUUGGCGGGGGCGAAGAUUGAUUGA